This is a messenger RNA of Drosophila biarmipes, 742 nucleotides long. Its product is annotated as peptide deformylase, mitochondrial. Gene Ontology annotation, biological process: N-terminal protein amino acid modification; peptidyl-methionine modification. Bases 69 to 659 code for a protein of 196 amino acids. Lineage: Eukaryota; Metazoa; Arthropoda; Insecta; Diptera; Drosophilidae. Gene Ontology annotation, cellular component: mitochondrion. The transcript has 2 exons. Gene Ontology annotation, molecular function: peptide deformylase activity. The record is from RefSeq and is a predicted model, not a curated record.
CGGCAAUCCCAUCCAGCAGUGGCUUCAUAGACUUUGUUCAGUUAGGACUGCAUCUUUCGCCCGAAAACAUGUCAGUUCCGCCAUAUCGCCACUUCACCCAAAUUGGGGACCCUGUUCUGCGCCAAAAGGCCGAGGAAGUUUCCCCGGAGGAAAUCGACAGCCUGGAAAUAGACCAAAUUAUUGACCGCAUGGUAAAGGUGUUACGUCACUACGACUGCGUGGGCGUGGCAGCGCCCCAAAUCGGAAUCCCUAAGCGUAUUAUCGUCAUGGAGUUCCGAGACGGCAAGCAAGAGCAAUUUAAGCCGGAAAUCUACGAGGAGCGAAAAAUGUCCACGCUGCCUUUAGCCGUCUUCGUUAAUCCGGAGCUGGAGAUAAUCAGCAGCCAGGUGAACAAACAUCCCGAGGGCUGUAUGAGUGUGAGGGGCUAUUCCGGUCAGGUGGAGCGGUACGACAAGGUCCGAGUCCGGGGAAUCGGCAAGCUGGGCACUCCGUCAGAAAUGGAACUGGAGGGCUGGAGCGCACGGAUCGCCCAGCAUGAGGUGGAUCACCUAAACGGAAUCAUCUACGUGGAUCGAAUGGAUAUCUCGACCUUCAACUGCAACACCUGGGACCAAAUCAACGCAGCCGAAGGUCGCUCUGCCAUUUGGUUCCAUAAAUAGUAAUCCUAGUGUACACAAUAUUACUACAUUUACUGAAUUUAACAAACAAUUGUUUUAUACUAAAGUAACGCCUUUUUAAUGUU